AUGUGGAUUCAGAAUGAGACCUCCGUGAAUGAAUUCAUUCUUCUUGGCUUCACCAGUCAUCCAACAUUGCAACGUAUCCUAUUGACGCUGUGCCUAGUCAUAUAUCUCAUCACUUUAUUUGGCAACAGCCUCAUCAUCUUCUUGGUCUGGGUUGACUCCCGCCUUCAUACAGGAAUGUACUUUUUCAUUGCUAACCUUUCUUUCCUGGACAUAUUUGGCACACAGGUCACAUUCCCCCAGAUGCUGUUCCAUAUGGCCUCCAGAACCAAUAAUAUCUCUUUCAACAGAUGUAUGGCUCAGCUCAUCCUGAUGCUGUUCUGUGGGAUGACUGAGUGCUUCAUCCUGGCUCUCAUGGCAUAUGAUCGCUACGUGGCCAUAUGUCAACCACUGCGGUACCCAACCAUCAUGAGGAUGCAAGUGUGUAUCCAGAUGGCAGGAGCCUGUUGGCUAGGAGGCUUCUUCAAUGCUGCAGCACUGACAGUUGUCACCAUAAAUUUCCCCUUCUGUGGGCCCAACCAAAUCAACCAUUUCUUUUGCGAGGAGCCAGCUGUGUUGCAGCUGGCUUGCAUGGACACCUAUAUAGUAAAAGUCCUUAUAUUUGCCCUGAGUGUCAUUGUGCUCAUGUUGCCUUUCACUUUUAUAGUGAUCUCCUACAUCCACAUUGCCAGGGUGGUGUUCAGUAUACACUCAGCAGAGGGACGGCAACGAGCUUUUUCCACCUGUGCUACUCACCUCACUGUUGUCACAUUGUUCUACACCACCAUCAGCUUCACUUACUUACAGCCCCGGUCUGAACGAGCUGCAGACCAGGAGAAGAAAGCUUCUGUUUUCUAUGCUUUUUUCUCCCCAAUGCUGAAUCCUGUCAUUUACAGCCUAAGGAACAAGGAUGUUAAAGGAGCCUUGUUUAAAGUGAUGGGGAAAGUAAGCUGA
Molecule: messenger RNA, 930 nt
Organism: Lacerta agilis (Sand lizard)
Lineage: Eukaryota; Metazoa; Chordata; Lepidosauria; Squamata; Lacertidae
Product: olfactory receptor 2D3-like
Exons: 1
Coding region: 1-930 (309 amino acids)
Biological process (GO): G protein-coupled receptor signaling pathway
Cellular component (GO): membrane
Molecular function (GO): G protein-coupled receptor activity; olfactory receptor activity
Source: RefSeq, a predicted model, not a curated record